Molecule: messenger RNA, 1545 nt
Organism: Botrytis cinerea B05.10
Lineage: Eukaryota; Fungi; Ascomycota; Leotiomycetes; Helotiales; Sclerotiniaceae
Exons: 1
Coding region: 471-1454 (327 amino acids)
Source: RefSeq, a predicted model, not a curated record
GAACCUUUUCGAUUGAACUUCCUUCCAAAAAUUUCAGCAGAGAUUCAAGGUACUCUGAUAUAUCGAAGCCUCGAAGAGCAUAUAAUUAUCAAACGCCAGUUAGAAUUUUAUAGAUCUCUCGAUACUCUAUAUAUCUACUUCGAAGUUGCUUGCACAUACGUCGCAGCACAAGAGAAUCGAUAUAUUACAUCGCUUCGAAUAUGCCAUUGUUUCAUGGUAUCUAUUCUUCGUCAGCUCCAAAAGAUAUCGAAAUUACCAUAUGCAACUCAUUGACGGGAAAUCAUGCGACUAAAUACAAAGUUUCUCAAACAUCACUAUGGCAUCAUCCCUCACUCCCAGAAAUUCGACCAUUCUCUCUCGAUCUCCAUAUCCUAAUCGACGAUAAGCAAAAUCUACGGUACUACAUCCUUUUACCUCCACCCAACCAGGAAUCAUUCAACACUUCUCAUUUGCCAACUGUGUCUAGUGUCAUGCCAAUCCGUCGCUGUGACGGAAAGGCUGUCAUUGAAAAAGUCCACAAUGCUUUCGGGAUUCAAAAGUUAAGGGAUUUUACAAGUGGAUUAUGCUAUACCAUUCUCACAGCUCGUUUCGCACCUGAUGUUCCAAUCAAAGUUACCGCUUCCUUUGCAGCUACUUCUUCAAAGUUUACGAACACAACGCCGUACAUAAUACGACCGGCCAUUGAGUUACCUCGAAUAUUAGCAAGUGGCGAUAUAUACCCUAUCGAAUACGGAUCUCACUCUCUCCACGUUGCACCCUACGAUAUGCAAUUCACAAAAGUUUGCAGUGAAAUCUAUGGCUGGUACAUGUACAGCUGGCCUUGGCUUUUGAAUGGUGGUGCGCAGAAAUCUGUACGUAUGAAAGCACAAAAGGAUUGUCAAAUACUAGCUCAACAAUGCCGUUGGAGAAUUGGAGGAUGGUUACUUGAUCAACAAAUUCAGGAAUUUUAUUGUCCUAAUGGAUUGUCUUUUCCAGAAUCUUCAGAUGAUUGGGGUGUAACAGCUUGUCACUCCAGCGAUAAGCCAAUCAUAUCUGCGAAUCCAAAUGAUUACAUUGAAGGGUCAUGGAUCAUGGAUGGUCUUUACAAACGAGCCCGUAUUGCACUUCGUCGUAAAUAUCUGAUGGAAUUUCCAUGGUUUGAACUCUCAAGCUUAAAGCGCAAAGUGGAAUAUGAUAUCGGAUUUUUGCACAUGGCAUGGCAAUUGGUGGGCUACCCAUAUAUGCAAAGUAAUAACGAGGAGAAUAUUCAUGUCGAAACACUGCAAGAUAAGGAGAUAAUACAAUUUCAUAACGCGGAUGUAUAUGAUUUGGUGAGGCGUUGGCCGGAGGAGGAUGAGAGUGUAGGAAAGAAAGAAAGAUUGCAGAGGAGGAUAGAAAAGCAACGUCCACAUAUCAAUGUGGAUGUUAAUGCUAUGCCUCAAAGCUGGAGAGAUUUGAUGAGCCUUGAUGAAUAGUAUUUUUUAUCAUUCCUCAUUAGAAGUUUCAUAAAGCAUGGAGUUUUUGGUAUCAAGCUUUGGGUAGCGACUUGAAUUACAUGAAGUAUCA